Messenger RNA from Cuscuta epithymum, 2315 nucleotides. Lineage: Eukaryota; Viridiplantae; Streptophyta; Magnoliopsida; Solanales; Convolvulaceae. The record is from the annotation of a GenBank genome assembly.
CAUUUUCAAAAUUCCAAGCCGGGUUUGUUAAACAGGACGUUGUGGUCGAAAUUAUUAAAUUCUACACCAUUUGCACCAUUCCGGAAAGCUUUCCUUUUCUUGAUGCUUUCCGAAAUUUAUAAAACUUUUCCCGAAUUAUAAAACUUAGCUGAAAAAGUAAUAACUACCGCGUGGCAAGUUAGAGCGAUUCAUAAGUCCUCCAUUAUCAUACGGAGUAACUGCCAUGAAUCCAUAUAAGUGUGUGUAUGUAUAUGAAUCCAUAAAUAGAAAAGAAGAACAAAUUGGACUCAGAGAAGGGCAACGGAAUGGGAAACUGUGUGUCUGAUGUGAAAGGUGGUAAGCAGGCGGUAGGAGGCGGCGGUGAUGGGGUCCACCACCUGGCCCAGGCCGUUGGCGGCGGCGGUGAGGGCAAAAAUGACGCAGUGGAUUUCUUCUUCCGGUCCAAGGGAAUGCGCCCUCUCGGCUCCCAAAUUGAGCUAUCUCUAUCAGCCUCAAAGCUUCUUGAUCGUGACAUCAUGUCAAAGAGUGAUCCCAUGGCAGUAGUGUUUUUGAAGAAAAGAGAUGGGACCCUUGUAGAAGUCGGACGUACCGAAGUGAUCAUGAACAAUUUGAACCCUGCCUGGAUUCAAAAAAUUAGUAUCAUUUACCAGUUCGAGAUUGUUCAACCAUUGAUAUUUCAUAUAUAUGAUGUGGAUUCAAAGUACAAUGAUUUGCCUGUGAAGGCACUGAAGUUGAAGGAUCAAGAUUUCCUUGGUGAAGCCACUUGUGUUCUCUCUGAGAUUGUGACCAAACCGAAUCAGCAGUUAACAUUGAAUCUUCAUCAUAGACGUGGGCGUGGCUCAAAUAACUUGGGCACGCUUACAAUCCAUGCAGAAGAAACAGUUGUUUCGAGGAGUGCAGUGGAGUUAACACUAAGGUGUACAAAUCUCGAAAAGAAGGACAUAUUCUCCAAAAGUGAUCCUUUCUUGAGAAUAUCUAGGACUGUUGAAGGCGGAAGUUCUAUUCCUAUAUGCAAGACAGAAGUUCUCAACAACAACUUAAAUCCCAUAUGGAAGCCAGUGAGUUUAUCUCUGCAACAAUAUGUGAACAAGGAUAACCUUCUAACCAUUGAGUGCUUUGACUUCAACAGAAGUGGCAAUCACAUCCUCAUUGGAAAAUUGCACAAGACAGUGGCAGAGCUUCAAGAUCUUCACAACAGUAAAGCUGGAGCUAAUCUUAUCUCACCGCCUUCUGGUUUCAGGAAACAAGAAAAGCUUUUGAAGGGUCAACUGUUUGUGGAAAAUUUUACUGAGAAGAAACUCUACAGCUUUCUUGAUUACAUUUCUAGUGGAUUUGAGCUCAACUUUAUGGUUGCUGUUGAUUUUACUGCUUCAAAUGGAAACCCUCAGACACCCUAUUCUCUACAUUAUAUUGAUCCUUCAGGAAACUUAAACUCUUACCAGAGGGCCAUAAUGGAGGUGGGAGAGGUUAUACAAUUCUAUGAUUCUGAUAGAUGUUUUCCUGCUUGGGGGUUUGGUGGAAUGACAAAUCCUGGAUCAGUGUCUCAUUGUUUCAGUUUAAAUGGAAAUCCAAGUGCACCCGAGGUUCAAGGUGUAGAAGGGAUAAUGAACGCUUACUCAAGUGCUAUGCACAAUGUAACUCUUUCUGGACCCACCUUGUUUAGCCAUGUUAUUAACAGUGCCGCAAAUAUUGCAGCUCAGUCCCUCAAGAACACCCAAAACAAAUAUUUCGCCUUGCUAAUUAUCACGGAUGGAGUUCUAACUGAUCUUCAAGAAACUAUAAAUGCUAUUGUAAGGGCAUCUGACCUACCACUUUCAAUUCUUGUCAUCGGAGUUGGCAAUGCAGAUUUUACACAAAUGGAGAUUCUUGAUGCUGAUAAUGGAAAACGACUCGAGAGCUCCACGGGAAGGGUAGCUACAAGAGACAUUGUGCAGUUCAUUCCCAUGCGCGAAGUGCUUGCUGGUCAGAUUUCAGUGGUGCAGGCCUUAUUAGAAGAGCUUCCAGGGCAGUUCUUGGCAUACAUGCGCAGUAGAGACAUUAAACCCCUGAAUGUUGGCUAGGGCCUAGGCUACAACAGUAGUUUGGAGUUAAAAGGAGUGAAAUAUUGAUGUUAUAUGCUCUCCUUAUACAGGAGCUUUUUGGGAACAAAGGGUGGACAACAUUUAACAUAGUGGAAGUUCACCCGUUUACAUCUUGUGCAUGGUGUCAAACCAAGUACUCCGUAUUAAACAUUAUGUCACUCCCACAACUUAUUUUAUAUUAAACUUUAUCUAACUUAUUUUAGCCAUUCGUAUGGAAAUAAUGACAUAUUUUUA